Molecule: messenger RNA, 1585 nt
Organism: Ciona intestinalis (vase tunicate)
Lineage: Eukaryota; Metazoa; Chordata; Ascidiacea; Phlebobranchia; Cionidae
Source: RefSeq, a predicted model, not a curated record
UACGCGCACGUGUUCCACCAAAACACGAUACAUCGCGAUGUUUCGAAAAUGACGUGUAAAUCUACCAUUGUUACGUGUCUAUUUCGUAAUAAAUCAAAUAUAUUGAAAGCAGCACGUCACAGUGGCGAUAGUGACGUCACAAAUACUUGGAACACGGAACAACCCCGAAGGCGGUUCGCGAUUUAUAAAAGAUUCCGCGAUUCGAGAUCUUCGAGAAAAAUGUCGACAAUCGUUUGUUUCGCUGUGAUCGCGAUCGCUGUCGUCGCUGAAGGUUUAGAAUGUUGGACAUGCAUCAGUAAUCGCGGGAUCGAGCAUUGUGACGUCACAGGGUAUUAUCAAACGUGUCGUCAUGGAGAGGAUUCAUGCGAAACAAUGGUUUGGAGAAGCGGGAGUAACUAUCACGUCAUAAAGCAAUGCAAACAACGACUCGCGUGCGCGAACAAUCAACUGCAGAACACGAAGUCGUCCGGCGUAUCCACACAAUGCAACAACGACCAACCAAACUCGAUGUGUACGUGUUGUUGUCAUGACGACCGAUGCAAUGUUGGUGACGUCACAUGCACGCAAGACCAAACGUGCCCACCCCAAAACCAGAUGCCCCACGGACACAUAACGUGCACGGACAGGAACCAACCGGGCUCACAUUGCACGUUCGAAUGUACGGACCAUGAAUAUGAUGUCUAUCCUGCGGGGAAAAAUAGAAAUCAUUGUCUUUCUAACGGGAGUUGGAGUGAAUCGCCACCGUGUUGCGCUAGGCCAUGCCCCCCGUACUUCUUAGCGGACAUCGUAACUUUGUAUCACUCGUCAAACAUCCAUGCGUACGAGCAUAUGGUUAGGAUUGCCUUCUUAUCGGCUGAACAAACAGCCAUAGCUGGGGAUGCAGUUAAGUACGCGGGUCUGUACUACAGUGGGGAAGUCAACAUGGAAUCCAUCGUCCACUUUAAUGAGUACAAUGAUGAUAAACUUACCAUGCAAGGGUUGUUCAUGCAGCGAGUGAUUAUGAACAACACAGCUGACCGAAAGGUAAACACUGGAGCGGCGAUGGAAUUCGCGCGAACUCACAUGUUCAACCAGAGUAAUGGUGUACGUGGUGAAGUUCCCCGUAUAUUGAUGGUGAUCACGGACGAAAAUUCUACGGAUGAUGUUUUGGAGCCGGCCGAGAAACUGCGUGCUGAAGGGGUGUUGACAUACGCGAUAGGACUUGCAGAAGAUGGAAAAAUAUUGGACCGCGAUCAAUUAAUGCAAAUAGCUGGCGAGGACGACCAUUUGUUCAACCCCGACCACGAUAUCUCCCAAGUUGGGGUCGGGUUGAUAAACGAGUUCACCGUCCACAUUUGUGCCGAUCCUUGUGUGCAUGCAUUGCAUAAUCAUGAACAUUUUGCCCGGUGAUUCGGCAAUUUCCAAUUUUGUUGAGUCAUCUUACAUCACAAUUGUGAUUCGGCAAAUAUUUCCAUUUUUGUUAAGUCAUCAUUUGUAAUUAUUACAUCACAAUUGUUCGAUUGUUAAAAUUGUCAUUGUUUAUUUACAUUGUCAUGGUUGACCUGCAAGUAAUAGAAAUAACAUUAAUAAAUUACUAAUUUUAUAA